AGUCCCCCCUGGGCCUGAGUGCCGGGCCUAAGCACGCUAGCGCAAGGCGGGGAGUUGAGAAGACAGUUGCGUGGCGUGGGGCGCCGCGAGGGCGCUGUGCUCUCAGAAGCUGUUACGCCGGCCCGAUUUUCCGCUGCUGUAUAAGGAGUAGCCCUUCGGUAGCCGGGGAGCUGGAGGGGAACCUGAUUUGGGAUCAUUUCUUGGAGAACACAAAGAAGUGUGGUGGAUUGAACCAGCUGCCCUUUGACCCUGCCAACAACAACGAACCCCUGCAGUUUGGUAGUGCCAGUGGCCCUCUGGUCACAGAAGGCCUCAUUGAGAAUGGAGGGGAGUCAAGCAAGAAAAGAAAAAGAACAAAUGCUCCUUCAGCUGAUAAUAGUAGAACUCUGAAUGUGGAUUCCACUGCAAUGACGCUACCUAUGUCUGAUCCAACUGCAUGGGCCACAGCAAUGAAUAAUCUUGGAAUGGCACCCCUGGGAAUCGCUGGACAACCAAUUUUACCUGAUUUUGAUCCUGCUCUUGGAAUGAUGACUGGAAUUCCACCAAUAACUCCAAUGAUGCCUGGCUUAGGAAUAGUACCUCCUCCAAUUCCACCAGAUAUGCCAGUAGUAAAAGAGAUCAUACACUGUAAAAGCUGCACGCUUUUCCCUCCAAAUCCAAAUCUUCCACCUCCUGCAACUCGAGAACGACCACCAGGGUGCAAAACAGUAUUUGUGGGUGGCCUGCCUGAAAAUGGGACAGAGCAGAUCAUUGUGGAAGUGUUCGAACAGUGUGGAGAGAUCAUUGCUAUUCGGAAGAGCAAAAAGAACUUUUGUCACAUUCGCUUUGCUGAGGAAUACAUGGUGGACAAAGCCCUUUAUCUUUCUGGUUACCGCAUUCGCCUGGGCUCUAGCACUGACAAGAAGGACACAGGCCGGCUCCAUGUUGAUUUUGCACAGGCUCGAGAUGACCUGUAUGAGUGGGAAUGCAAACAGCGUAUGCUCGCAAGGGAGGAGCGCCACCGCAGAAGGAUGGAAGAAGAAAGAUUGCGCCCACCAUCCCCACCACCAGUGGUCCACUAUUCAGAUCACGAAUGCAGCAUUGUUGCUGAAAAACUAAAAGAUGAUUCCAAAUUCUCAGAAGCUGUACAGACCUUGCUCACCUGGAUUGAACGAGGAGAGGUGAACCGUCGCAGCGCCAACAACUUCUACUCUAUGAUCCAGUCAGCCAACAGCCACGUUCGCCGCCUCGUGAACGAGAAAGCUGCCCAUGAGAAAGACAUGGAAGAAGCAAAGGAGAAAUUCAAGCAGGCCCUUUCUGGAAUUCUCAUUCAAUUUGAGCAGAUAGUAGCUGUGUACCAUUCCGCCUCCAAACAGAAGGCAUGGGACCAUUUCACAAAAGCCCAGCGUAAAAACAUCAGCGUUUGGUGCAAACAAGCUGAGGAAAUUCGCAACAUACAUAAUGAUGAAUUAAUGGGAAUCAGGCGAGAAGAAGAAAUGGAGAUGUCUGAUGACGAAAUAGAAGAAACCACAGAAACAAAAGAAACUGAGGAAUCAGCCUUAGUAUCACAGGCAGAAGCUCUGAAGGAAGAAAAUGACAGCCUCCGUUGGCAGCUCGAUGCCUAUCGGAAUGAGGUAGAAUUGCUCAAGCAAGAACAAGGCAAAGCCCCCAGAGAAGACGACCCAAACAAGGAACAGCAGCUGAAACUCCUGCAGCAAGCCCUGCAAGGAAUGCAACAGCAUCUACUCAAAGUCCAAGAGGAAUACAAAAGGAAAGAAGCUGAACUUGAAAAAGUCAAGGAUGACAAGUUGCAGGUGGAAAAAAUGUUGGAAAAUCUUAAAGAAAAGGAAAGCUGUGCUACUAGACUGUGUACAUCGAGCCAGGACAGUGACUAUCCUCUUGAGAAGACCCUGAACAGCAGUCCUAUCAAAUCUGAACGUGAAGCACUGCUCGUGGGGAUUAUUUCCACAUUUCUUCAUGUCCACCCAUUUGGAGCAAGCAUUGAAUACAUCUGUUCCUACUUGCACCGUCUAGAUAAUAAGAUCUGCACCAGCGAUGUGGAGUGUCUCAUGGGCCGGCUGCAGCACACCUUCAGGCAGGAAAUGACCGGGGUCGGAGCCAGUCUGGAGAAGAGGUGGAAGUUCUGCGGCUUCGAGGGCCUGAAACUGACCUGA
Callorhinus ursinus (northern fur seal) is the source of this 2153-nucleotide messenger RNA. RefSeq names its product ecto-NOX disulfide-thiol exchanger 2 (gene ENOX2). Gene Ontology annotation, molecular function: RNA binding; oxidoreductase activity. Gene Ontology annotation, cellular component: external side of plasma membrane; plasma membrane. The record is from RefSeq and is a predicted model, not a curated record. Gene Ontology annotation, biological process: ultradian rhythm. Lineage: Eukaryota; Metazoa; Chordata; Mammalia; Carnivora; Otariidae.